GCGAAUCCUGUGUUUUCAUUACAAUAACAAUGCAUUUCUGUUUUAUAAUUAUCUCGGAUUUACUUAUUGUUCUUCAAAAUUCACUAAAAUUGAUUUACAUAUCGAUUAAUAUUAUAUUUUCGAUUUGGAUUGUCUUUAUUUGUACGGCAUUUAUGAUGAAAUCUUUACAAUUACUCAAAACGUUAUCAAAUUUAAAAUCUACUGAUUUGUCUAAAAACAAAUCAAACACUAAUGUAAAAACAAAUAAAUGUAAUCUUCAAAUGAAAACACUGAAUACGAAUCACACAAAACAUGAGAUGAAAUCUGAAAACAAUUUGUCGAAAGAUGUUUUGACGGACGAAAACGCAGCCAAACCUAAGAUUAAGAUAACCGAUGAAAAUGAGCUGACAGUGAGCUUUGCCAGCGAUAACACACCCUCUCAAUGCAAUGUCACUGAUUCUGGCCAUAGCUCUAAGAGUGGUUCACUAAAGAGGAAUGAAUCCAACUCUAUAUACAGACAAUCGCCGAAAUUUAAUCACAAGAGAAAUAAAUACAGCAAUAAAAUGACGCGAAAGAACUCAAAUCACUCGAUAUCUCACACGGAAUCGGGUCUUAAGAAUAUCACAGAAACAAUUGAUUUGCGCGAAGAAACCGACGACAAGAGGUCUUUAUGA
Molecule: messenger RNA, 653 nt
Organism: Medioppia subpectinata
Lineage: Eukaryota; Metazoa; Arthropoda; Arachnida; Sarcoptiformes; Oppiidae
Source: the annotation of a GenBank genome assembly